Molecule: messenger RNA, 1080 nt
Organism: Parascedosporium putredinis
Lineage: Eukaryota; Fungi; Ascomycota; Sordariomycetes; Microascales; Microascaceae
Source: the annotation of a GenBank genome assembly
AUGGUGAUAUCCGCAACGGCCGCCAACGCGCAGCCUCUAGGGCUCACGCAGACAUGGCCUAAAGACAAUCGGCCAACAACGAUGGACAUCGUUGCUCUACACGGCCUGGACAGCCGAUCGGAGAGGACAUACAUGGCCUACGCUACCGAGGGAGACACAAGCUCAAGGCGCGUGCACUGGCUACGUGAUGAUGAUAUGCUGCCCGCGCAAUUUCCCACGGCGAGGAUAUUCACCUAUGACUGGCGGUCGAAUACCUACGAUGGCGCGUCCACGCAGCACUUUCACACACAUGCCCACACGCUCCUGAGCCACUUGUCGCGUGCCCGGAGAGGAGCCUUCACCAUGGCAGCCGGUCUUCGGGAGUUCGCCGACAUCUACGACUCCGCGUCCGGGUUCGUCUUCAUCGGCACACCCUUCCGCGGAGGCCAAGGCAGCUCCAUCUUCCGCUCGUACAUCCGCAUCAACCGCAUGCUUGGCAAGGUCUCGUCCCACGAGCUCACCGACCUCGUCGACAUGGACAAGAACGACAGCCGCCUCGACGAGAUCCGGACCCAGUUCUGCGACCACGCGCUGCAAAAAUGGGGCGCCGAGGCCCGCAAAAGGGUGUUUUGCUUCUACGAGACCGAUCCCACCAUGGUCUUGCGGGCUUUCCUGCCCCGCUGGGCCCAGUCAGACGGUGUGGAGAAGUUUGCUCGCGCCGUGGCUGGCGACAAGUUUAGCUUUCUUUUUGUCACUCCCGAGUCUGCGUGUCUCGACGCCUUUGGCCGCGAAGCCCUAAACGUCCGCCAUGCAAUGUCCAACAAGUUCCGAGGGCCCGACGACCAAAAUUUCCUCACCAUCGCCUCCUGCAUGGGGGAUAUGGCAACCGCCUCCCAAAUCGUCCCGCAAAAGUCUCCCAAGGUUGCCCCGAAAUUGGCAAUUGACGAGCUCGCCUUCGUCCAGAUUGUCCUGAACGAGCACCUUCCCAAGGCCCUCAACAACAACAUGGCCAAUUUCUUUAUGAAUUCACAACAAAAGCAUUAUCCUCGCCGUGCUUUCUCCACUCGGGAAGACACUCGUCGGCAUUCAAUCUUAAUUUAG